Molecule: messenger RNA, 2729 nt
Organism: Gracilinanus agilis (Agile Gracile Mouse Opossum)
Lineage: Eukaryota; Metazoa; Chordata; Mammalia; Didelphimorphia; Didelphidae
Gene: TTC38
Product: tetratricopeptide repeat domain 38
Exons: 14
Coding region: 1-1566 (521 amino acids)
Molecular function (GO): protein binding
Source: RefSeq, a predicted model, not a curated record
AUGUCCUUAGAACAGAACCUAGAAUUUCAGACCUUAGAAGAGGGACUGUUAAAUCUAGGCCUCCCCUCUCGUUUUAUGGAGGAGAUAAUUGGGUGCCAAAAAUCAUGGUCUGGGUUUCCCCCCCUAAUUUCUGGAUUUUUUUCUUUUAAUCCUUUGACCAAAUACUGUCCCCCUUCAUCACAUCUCCAGGCUUGGAAGGAUGAAGGCCUGUCUCUCUCGACCACCAGUAAUGAAGCUUGUAAGCUGUUUGAUGCCUCCUUGACUCAGUAUGUGACAUGGACCAAUGACAAGAGUCUUGGCGGUCUGGAAGGAUGCUUUUCCAAACUCAAGGCAGCAGAUCCAACCUUUGUGAUGGGGCAUGUGAUCUCCAAUGGCCUGGCACUCAUUGGCACGGGGACCUCAGUGCUGUUGAAUCAAGACCUUCGCAUCUCCAUGGAGACAAUGAUGGAACUUUCCAGGAAGCAGAACCUGACAGAUCGGGAGCAGCUACAUGUGUCUGCUGUAGAUAUGUUCGCUAAGGGGUGCCUGCCAAAAGCAUGUGCCAUCUGGGAACAGAUCCUCCAGGACUACCCCACUGACAUGUUGGCACUGAAGUUUUCCCAUGAUGCCUUCUUCUAUCUGGGGUAUCUGGCUCAGAUGAGGGACUCUGUUGCUCGAGUUUUUCCUUAUUGGACCCCCAACAUUCCCCUCAGCAGCUACGUUAAAGGCAUUUAUUCUUUUGGAUUGAUGGAAACCAACUUCUAUGAUCAAGCAGAAAAGAUGGCCAAAGAGGCCCUGUCCGUGAAUCCCACAGAUGCCUGGUCGGUGCACACACUAGCCCAUGUCUAUGAGAUGAAGGCAGCAAUCAAGGAGGGAGUCUCGUUCAUGCAACGCUCUGAGACCAACUGGAAGGACCGUGACAUGCUUGCUUGCCAUAACUAUUGGCAUUGGGCCUUGUACCUGAUUGAAAAGGGUGAAUAUGAGGCUGCCCUGACCAUUUAUGAUGACCACAUUGCACCCAGCUUUCUGUCAACGGGCUCCAUGCUUGACAUAGUAGACAGCUGCUCCAUGAUGUACAGACUUCAGAUGGAAGGUGUGUCCGUGGGGGACCGUUGGCAAGCCAUACUUCCUGUUACAAAGCAGCAUUCCAGGGACCACAUCCUGCUCUUUAAUGAUGCCCAUUUCCUGAUGUCCUUCCUGGGGGCCAAGGACCAUGGGACUGCCCAAGAGCUCCUGACCACUCUUCAGGAACUGGCCCAAGAUCCCGGUGAGAACCACCAGCAUAAGCUGGCCCAGGAGGUGGGGUUACCCCUGUGCCAGUCCCUGAUGGAGAUGGAGAAUGGAAACCCUGACAGAGCCGUGGACUUGCUGCUCCCGAUCCGAUACAAGAUUGUCCAAAUAGGUGGCAGCAAUGCUCAGAGGGACGUCUUCCAUCAGCUGCUGGUCCAGGCCGCCCUGACGUGUAGGCAGAAAUCCCACAGGAACCUGGCCAGGAGCCUGCUCAUGGAAAGGGACGCCCUGAAGCCCGGCUCCCCCCUGACCGAGCGCCUCAUCCGGAAGGCAUCAGCCCUGCACCUCAUGGAGUAAAGCCUGGGCACCCCGCCAUAGUCUCGUAACUAGCCAUUCAGAGAGAGCCACCCUAGCAGCCUCCCCCCAGCCUCUGGAGAAGGGAAUCCCCCAGCACCUGCGCCCCCAUUCCCCUAUACUUCCCCUUAAGAGGGGAUGCUCGCUCGCUCGCUCCUCUGGAAUUUGAGAGUGCCGUCCUCUUUGUGAAUCAUCGCCAUGAACCAAAGCAUCCAAGCCCCGUAUUUUAUACCGAGAAGGAAACAGAGGCAAGGAGUGAGCCAGCCAGUGAUGAGGCCCUCUUCUUCCCUCUCCUGUCUCUGGUUUGGCAUCAAGGAAUGGGAAAGUGAUUUUAUCACAAAUUGAGUCAAGCCUAAGAAAGGAGUCUGACGGAGCGCCCCCCCCCCCAAGGUCUUACAGCCAUUUCAAGAAAAUGACCUGCCAGGAAGGUGGGAUUCUGGGCCCCGGAGAGGGCCAGCAGCAGUCUGCCAACCCCAACCCAUCCCCACCUCACCCCCCAGUCCCUCCAUGAGGCAAGUCCCAGAGGCCAUGAAGGGCCAGGGCUCAGGGCCCUCCUCACCUGCCCCCACAACAGAGCCAGGCUUCUCCCUCCUCUGGGCCUGGGGCCCAGCUCCCCUCUUCACUAAGGAAGCGCUGCCCAGCUGCCAUCACACCUGGUUUUCCAGCAAAAAAUUCCAAGCUUGACCUUUGGCAAGAGCCUCCGUUUCCUCCCCAGUAAAAUGAGGGUCAUCACCCUCCUCCCUCCCUCACUGAGUUGUGGUGGGAAGCAAUAAGAGCCCUGGGCACCUGCAUCUCAAUAAUCGGAUCGACUCCCCGGGUCUGUAGUUCCGACAUUUCAGGGCCCACGUGCCAUGACGCUUAGCGAGCAUGCCUUCUGGGCCUCUGCUUACUCCUCUGUAAAGUGGCGCUGUUCCAAGCUGCACUGUGUGAGCUCGUGCUCAGGGGCUUCCCUUUCAUGUCCCGCUCGGAGCCCCAUGGCCAUCAGGGGCAAGGCUGCCAUCUUUACCUCUCCCAGAGACCCUGCCUGUGCCCACCAGCCAACGCCAGUCCCUCUUUUCCUUAGAAUCCUGUGAAAUCCCACAGUUCCCUGUGGGAGGCAAUAAGAGAAACAGAGUCUUAAAUAGAUGAAAAUCUGAGACUCCUCUUUUGACUCCUUUUCAGAUCCC